This is a messenger RNA of Ailuropoda melanoleuca (giant panda), 1619 nucleotides long. It is a transcript of the gene TMED1, whose product is annotated as transmembrane p24 trafficking protein 1. The record is from RefSeq and is a predicted model, not a curated record. Bases 95 to 778 code for a protein of 227 amino acids. NCBI's taxonomy places the organism in Eukaryota, Metazoa, Chordata, Mammalia, Carnivora, Ursidae. The transcript is spliced from 4 exons.
AAGCGGCUGCCAAUGAGCUCCGCCGAGUAGCAGAGGGGGCAGGGCCAGCUCUUAAAGGAACCGCGACCUCUUAGCAGACCGGAGGGUGACCCGGAUGAUGGCGGCCGGAGCGGCUCUAGCCUUGGCACUGUGGCUACUACUGCCGCCGGUGGGGGUGGGGGGAGCAGGGCCCCCGCCGAUCCAGGACGGCGAGUUCACGUUCCUGCUGCCUGCGGGGAGGAAGCAGUGUUUCUACCAGUCUGCGCCGGCCAACGCAAGCUUCGAGACCGAGUACCAGGUGAUCGGAGGUGCUGGACUGGACGUGGAUUUCACGCUGGAGAGCCCUCAGGGAGUGCUGCUGGUCAGCGAAUCCCGCAAGGCAGAUGGGAUGCACACGGUGGAGCCCACGGAGGCUGGGGACUACAAGCUGUGCUUUGACAACUCCUUCAGCACAAUCUCUGAGAAGCUGGUGUUCUUCGAACUCAUUUUCGACAGCCUGCAGGAUGACGAGGAGGUCGAGGGCUGGGCAGAGGCUGUGGAGCCCGAGGAGAUGCUGGAUGUCAAGAUGGAGGACAUCAAGGAGUCCAUUGAGACCAUGAAGACCAGGCUGGAGCGCAGCAUCCAGAUGCUGACGCUACUGCGGGCCUUUGAGGCACGUGACCGCAACCUGCAGGAGGGCAACCUGGAGCGGGUCAACUUCUGGUCUGCUGUGAAUGUGGCCGUGCUGUUGCUGGUGGCCGUGCUCCAGGUCUGCACGCUCAAGCGCUUCUUCCAGGACAAGCGCCCUGUGCCUACGUAGCCCCAGAAGGAAGAACAGGGAAAGGAGGGGCAGCAGGGCACAUGUGUGUGAGAUAUGGGGGUCGUUUCCCCAAACUAAAGUUUCCUAUGGGAGGGGAGACCACGCAGUCACGGCCCGAGGUAUGGCCCUCAUGUAUCUCCUCCCUGCCAGGGGCCAGGCUGGAAACAUUUGUUGGCUUGGCUGGCAGGCCUGGCUGGGCCUUCCAGGAGGGACAGCUCAGAGGCUACACCUGCUUUCCUGGAAAUUGUGCAUGGGGUGGGGGGCACUGCAGCAUUUGAACGAGACCCUUGGAUAUUCUGGCCCCUUUCUGUGUCCCCUCCUGUAAAUGUGUGUGCCUUAGCCCAAGUCCCAGCCUGCACUGGCACUGCUUGGUGUGGGAUGGGGCCCAGGAAGCAAACUCUCCUUCCCCUUCCCUCCUGGCCUUCUGAGCCAGGGUCCAGUGGGAGGGGGCUUGCUGCUUGUGGGACCCCAUGCCUUUGUCUCCUUGUCACCCCACCAGAGGCCUGUUGCUGCUGCCGGGGGCGGCUCCCAGGCUGGGGGUGGCCUGCUUAUGCCAGGGACCGGGAAGGAGACAUGGCUGCAGUGUUCUUGCGAGGACAGUCACUUUAUUGAGAGGAAGGAGCCCAGCCCCUCAGCCCAGCGCGGGGUGGGCUCGGUGCGAGGUCUGGUAACAGAACUCUAGGAGUGGCGGGCUACAUGACCACCCGCCCCUCCUAGCUCUCUCUGCAGAGGCCCUGGGCAGGGCUGAGGGGUGGCCCAGCCAAAGCUUGUGCAGGAGCCUCAUGGAACAAAGGGCGGUCUGGCCUGGGCACUGGAGUCAAUAAAUUAUGGUCAGAAAAUC